Aspergillus heteromorphus CBS 117.55 is the source of this 858-nucleotide messenger RNA. RefSeq names its product U6 snRNA-associated Sm-like protein LSm1. The record is from RefSeq and is a predicted model, not a curated record. The transcript has 4 exons. The coding region runs from base 301 to 828 and encodes 175 amino acids. Gene Ontology annotation, molecular function: RNA cap binding. NCBI's taxonomy places the organism in Eukaryota, Fungi, Ascomycota, Eurotiomycetes, Eurotiales, Aspergillaceae. Gene Ontology annotation, biological process: deadenylation-dependent decapping of nuclear-transcribed mRNA. Gene Ontology annotation, cellular component: P-body; Lsm1-7-Pat1 complex.
GACAAACAGGACAAACAGCCAGGGUCCCUCCCUCCACUCGCACCAAGGCAAGCACCGCACCGCAUGUCCAGCUCCUCCUUGACGGCGUCAACCCUCCCUCCUCCUCGACAUCGCAGCAUGAGAGUGCCAUAGCCUUCGCCUUGAACCCGAGCAGACCCCAGACCACCCCAACCCCACCGCCCACCGCCCAUCAAUUGGCGCUCGACUCCCCUCGUCCGCCCGCUCGCCCCCUCCGCUUCCACCCUCGAUCUCCCACUCCCACUCCCACUCCACCCUCGCUCCCUCCCCCCCGACGACACGAUGGAACGCCUCUCGAUCAGUGAAAACCCCGCGGGGGCUCACCACGGCAAUGCGCCGCCUGGUUUCCCUCCGCAGAACAACAACGCCCUCGGGCCCAUGACGCAAGGUCCUCCGCAAUUGCCGCCGCAAAUGUUCACAACGGCCGCCCAGUUGUUAGAUUUGACAGAUAAGAAACUGGUUCUCGUGCUGCGAGACGGGCGGAAAUUGAUCGGAGUUUUGAGAAGUUGGGAUCAGUUCGCGAACCUCGUCCUCCAGGAUACCAUCGAACGGAUCUAUGCCGGAAACCUCUAUGCCGAUGUCCCGCGGGGGAUAUUUAUCGUUCGAGGAGAGAAUGUGUUGCUUUUGGGUGAAAUUGAUCUCGACAAGGAAGAUGAUGAGCCGACUCACGUCCAACGAGCCUCGUUCCAGGAAGUCUUCGAGCUGAAGAAGAAGGAGGAGAGUGCGCGGAAAAGAGGGGAUAAGAAGCGCCAGGGCAAGUUGCAGACGCUUGGGUUCGAGCCCGAACACAGCGGAGAGAUUCUGUUUUAGAGCUGAACCGUGCCUUAUUUUUUUUGUCUU